UCCCACAUCGACCGAGACCCCCCAAAGCCACUGAUCUCGCUUCAUUGAGUAUCAUUCUAUAGAACCACAGCAGUGGCGAAAGUUGCUGCAAGCCUUACUCACAGUAGUUUCAGUCUUACCCUGCUAGCUGUUCGUUGCUGGCGAGUCUCUGCAACACAGUUCCGCUAAUCGCCGGACUUCACCGCAGCAAGCAAGCCACCUGCAUCAUGACGAGAAGAUCCUGUGCAGUUUACGCGACGGGGAUCGUCUGCGCUCACCUGCUCAUAGUUGGAAUCGCCCUGAUCGUGGCACAGGUCUUCCAAACAUUGAUCCAUAACCGUUUAAAAAAGGAGAUCACUUUGACAGAGGGCAGCCGGGUGUUUGAGACAUGGAAGAACCCCCCGCCUCCAGUUUACAUGCAGUACUUCUUCUUCAACGUCACCAAUCCCAAAGUCUUUCUCGCCGGUGGGAGAGCGUCUGUCACUCAAAUGGGGCCAUACACUUACAGGGAGUACAGGCCGAGGGAGAACGUGACCUUUGUUGACAAUGGGACAAAGGUAUCGGCCUACACCCCCAAGAGUUUUGUGUUUGAGCCAGAGAUGUCAGUGGGUGAUCCCGAGGUUGACCUUGUGACGACUGUCAACAUCCCCGCAUUGGCGGUAAUGAACAAGGUGAAGGGCAGUUUUUUCAUGGGCACCAUGGUGUCCAUGUGGAUGAACUCCAUAGGCGUGGGUGUGUUCAUGACCCGCCCUGUCCACGAAUUGCUGUGGGGUUUCAAAGACCCCCUGCUCACUCGCAUUCACCCUAUGAAACCUGAGAUUGAGGAGUACUUUGGCCUUAUGUACAAGAAAAAUGGAACCAGUGACGGCGAAUUUGUCUUCCACACUGGGGAGCAGAACUACAUGGACUAUGGCAAAAUACACACGUGGAGAGGUGAAAGCCAAACGCAGUACUGGGCGACCAACCUGACCAACAUGAUCAACGGCACGGACGGCAGCGUGUUCCACCCUCUCCUGUCCAAGGAAGAGCAGCUCUACGUGUUCUCCCCAGACCUCUGCAGGUCCAUCUACAUGAAGUUCGUGAAGGAUGUGGAGAUCAAGGGGAUCCCCGCCUACCGCUUCGCCCCGCCGAGAUCCGUGCUGGCCAGCCGGGAGGAGAACCCCGCCAACGCCGGCUUCUGUCUCCCCGGUGAUCAAUGCCUGGGCACGGGCGUGCUCAGAGUGAGCGUGUGCAGGAAGGGUGCUCCGGUCGUGGUCUCGUUCCCACAUUUCUACCAAGGAGAUGAGAAGUACAUCAAGGGCGUUGCGGGACUGUCGCCGAACCAAGAGGACCACGAAACAUUCCUGGACAUUAAUCCGACCACCGGAGUCCCGAUCCGGGCAUCUAAGAGGGCCCAAAUAAAUAUCUUGGUGAACCGAAUCUCUGGCUUCCCCCAAACCAAGUCAAUAAACGAGACGGUCUUUCCAAUUGUCUUUGUAAACGAGACGGUGGUGAUCGAUGAUGCUUCAGCAGCUAAGAUGAGGACGCUGCUGUUGAUGGUGAUGCUGGUGUCCAACUUGCCCCUCCUGAUCGUUGGCAUGGGGGUCAUCCUGCUUAUAGUCCUCAUCGUCCUCAUCUAUAAGUCCCGACAAAAGAAGACGACUGCAAAGGAAGACACGGCCUACACUCAAGUCAGUGACAAAGCAGAAGAGCUCGCAGACGACCCCUCGAACCAGUACAAAAAUGGCUCCUACAUCGUCAUGACCCCAGUGGAAGGGGGAAAAUGUUGAGUCGGAGGGUGGGGCUGGGGUGGGUUAAGAGCA
This is a messenger RNA of Megalops cyprinoides (Indo-Pacific tarpon), 1781 nucleotides long. RefSeq names its product lysosome membrane protein 2-like. NCBI's taxonomy places the organism in Eukaryota, Metazoa, Chordata, Actinopteri, Elopiformes, Megalopidae. The record is from RefSeq and is a predicted model, not a curated record. The transcript is spliced from 13 exons. Gene Ontology annotation, biological process: protein targeting to lysosome; receptor-mediated endocytosis. Gene Ontology annotation, cellular component: lysosome; cytoplasm; membrane. Gene Ontology annotation, molecular function: scavenger receptor activity. The coding region runs from base 207 to 1748 and encodes 513 amino acids.